Molecule: messenger RNA, 8586 nt
Organism: Symbiodinium natans
Lineage: Eukaryota; Dinophyceae; Suessiales; Symbiodiniaceae
Source: the annotation of a GenBank genome assembly
AUGACAGCCCACGCCUGCGUCGUGAUGGAUGACUUUCCUGAGGCUCUCCGCGUCCGCUUCACCGGCCAGGACCCAGCAUCUCUCGAAACGAUGGCGGCCAGCACUGGGCGGCAAAAGCGGGCGUGCUUAGACUUGGACAGCCAGACGACGGCGCCCUUGAAUGCCAACGGGCCCCCAUCGGCCCAACUCCCGGAGAAGAGCCAGAAGCUCCUCGACAUCGCGCUGAGCUAUCUUCUGCACCAUUCCAUAGACCUGAGUUGCCACAGGUCCCAAAAUGUCCUCUCUGUGGUGGCGAAGGUUGACGACUCACGUGCCGAUUUCUGGAAUGGCCUCACAGGAUUCGAAAGCUCCAAUCCUGCCGACGUCAUCUGGCCAAUGCAAGUGGAGGCACCGCAUCCACGCCGAGACCUCUUCAGCAUCCUCCGCAGUGUCGAUCACGGCUCUGGAGGAGACAGCGGCAAGUGGCAAGGUUGUGACAUGCCCAGAGCGAGUGAACCCGCCAUGGCAGCCCAUGAUUUCACAAGGCCUGUUGCCCCCGAUGAUGACACUGACACCAUGUAUCAACAGGUUAUGACAGCCCAAGUUGCUGCUGGCUCGCCUUUGAAUCACUCUGCUGAUUUGGAUGCGGUUGUUGGGACUCGGCAAGAUGCAGGACAGGUUGAGAGGCCCGUUAUGAAUGGUAUUGGACCGGCAAGUGCUGAUCUGAGGCAUCACGCUGAUGCUAGACCAAUGAGACUAGCACCGUCAGCUGCUGACCGUGGAAGGGAGGACAAUGACGCCUCUUCGCCAUUGGUUUUGCCAACGGGACCUGUCAGUGCAAGCGGAGACCUGGCUCCGUCACCGCUCCCAGGGUCGUCGCUUUUACUGGAUCCACCACCGGACUCGGGCGCGAGCGAUGCGAUACGACCAACGGGGCGUGUCCGACAGGGCGAGCAAGCGAACAGCUGGAAGUGCUCAGGCAUUGGUUCACCAGGAGGUGAGAGCAAGCUGGAGCCCGACGGCGAGCAGACCCCAUGCACCUCGGAUUCCGUGCAUCGGGAAGAUGUCCAAGCUGAAGUCCGACGCCAACUGAGUGGGGUGCUGGGACAACUGCAGGAGGAAAGGUUGAGAGCUGAGAGUGCUUUGGCGCAGGCUCAGAGCAUGAGACAGCAGUUGGAGAGGGAGCGACUUCGUAAGACGGGUGGAGAAUUGGAGGGCAUUCCAGAUGGGGUACCAGUUUUUUCCAUGACUGGGCAAGAUGAUGGAGGUCUUGAUGGGCAUGUCAUGGUCCAGUUGGACUUAACCCGACAAGUCAUGUGCAUGCUGGAGCGGGUGGACGUUUGGCCCGGGACAAUUCGAGACUGGAAGUUCAAUCUCAUGGACUACCAGAGCAAUCACGCGCACUACCUGGACAAGCGGUUAUGGGAUCGUUGGGUCAAGGGGGUGUGGGGCAAGUUCAAUCUCGUGGACUACCGGAGCAAUCACACGCACUACCUGGUCCUCAUAAUGAUAGUGAUCAACACAGGGCAAACACUGGUCUGGCUAAUGAGUCCUGAACAUGCUGGAGGUGAAGGUGCGGCACCGACUAUGACCACUACAGAUCGGGUGCUACUCUCCAUGGCACGAGGGAUUGAGGAGUUGUUGAAGAAGACCCAAAGCCCUACGAAAACUGGUCAGCCUGAAGCCGUUAAGCCGGGGGCGCAGGAGCUUCCAAAACUUCCGGAGUAUGAUCCAGAGACGGCAGCCAUCGAUAUGGUGCAUUGGAUGACCCAUAUCGGUCCAAUCCUUGAGGACAUCUCUGACACGUCGGGACUGUGGUGGGGUGAGACAUUGCGCCAGUCUUCGGUGUGGUACCAGGAGUAUGCGUCGGCAAGCCCAUUGCAGAGAUUGCAGUUGAAACCAGUAGCGGAAGGACAGCUGCAGAAGCCGGAGUGGUCGAGAGUAGAAAGGAGGGCGGUGGCCAUGCUGCUUUCGGCGAUUCCAGAUUCCUUGAGGCGGGACAUCAUCACUCAUGGCGACAUGACGGCAAUGGGUGUGGUAUGUAGGAUUCUCACGGUGUACCAGCCGGGCAACAAGCAGGAAAAAUCCUUGAUCCUCAAGAACUUGGAAUCGCCAGGAGAAAGUACGACUUCCUCUCAGGCGGCUCAAGGGCUUCGUAGAUGGUUGUUGUGGUUGAAGAGAGCAAGAACGUUGGGCAUCGUGGAGCCCGACGCAUCCAUCCUGAUGAAGGGCCUCGACAACUUGACGCAGCGGGUGAUACGAUCAGACAGUGAGCUGGCCUUCAGGGUGUCUCUGGUGAGAGCGUCAUUGCAAGUCGACAAUAACCCACAACCGUCAACGGUGCUGCAGUAUCACCAGCACCUUUUGGCUGAGCUGGAGACCCAUGCUAGGACCACAGCGAGAGAGCCUUCUUCAUCCACUACGACGCUGCCUGUGGUCAAGGGAUUGGUGGCGGCUUCAAGUGCUCAUGGUGGUUCGGAUCAAACGCCAAAGACACCGUCGUCAUCUACUACCACAGAUGUAUGCAGGUUCUUUCUGAAGGACAAAGGCUGCAGUCGAGGGAAUAAGUGCCGCUACAAGCAUUCGAUGGCCGGCCUCACGAAGGAGGAGAAGAAGUCGAAGUGUCUGGCAUGUGGAGCCACGACCCACCGAGCCAAAGAUUGUAUGGUACCUGGAGCGAAGCGAAAGGAGAGGGAAGCUGGGGGUGAUGCUGGGCAUGAUCUAACGCCGACUUCUCCUACGGCAACUUCAGCCAUGGGCUCAGAUGGGUCUGUGAAGCCAGCAGGCGGACAGAGACCUAUGAAAGCCAUCACCUUUGAGGCCCAGGAAGCGACCGAGAUGAAAAGUUUGAUGGCGAAGGCCCUGGACGAGAUACGCCGAUUGCAAGUUCUUCGACUGGAUGGGGCGAAGGAUGACAUGGAAGUCCGGAAGGCCUUGCUUGAUUCCGGAGCCACGCAUGCUCUUCGCGGCGCUUCGGAGUGGGAAAGAUCGACCACAAAGAACGUGGACGUGACCUUAGCUGGAGAGGGCAAGGCAAGGAUGCAGCAAUCUGAGGCGGGCACCCUGCUGGUCGAUUCGGAGACGCCAGGUUUGCAGACGAUUGUUCCCCUAGGCAAGGUCAUCAGCACGCUGGGUUAUGCACUUUCGUGGACGCCGGAGGGAUGUUGGUUGGUUUGCCCUGACGGAAAGAAAGAGAAGCUACAUCUGAGAAAUGGGUGCCCGGAGAUUGAGGAAGAGAAGGGUCUCAAGCUGAUUGAGGAACUGGAGAAUCAGCUAAGGGACACGACCGAGGCCUCUGCUCGUCACUUGCAUGAUGUGUCUGUGAGCUGGUGGACGGCGUUGCAACGAUAUGUGGAGACCCAGGAGGUUAAGUAUGUGAAGGAGGUGGUCAAUAAGGCGGUGUUCCUGAAGUCUUUAGACGAGGAGGAGAUGGUCCGACUUCACGACUUCGGCAACAUGGAACCGUGGGAACGCCUCAAGACUUUGCCGGUCAAUCGUAGGCGUCGAAAGCGCCUCUGCCGGUCCUCAACCUGGGUGGUUCGUUGGAAUCGACUAGAGCGUGGACGAGAUCCAAUUUGGGCCCUGGAUGGCAUGCAUGAUGCUGUCGUUUUGGACCUUGACAGGUUGAGGGGUCAGAUUCCAGAGGAGGAGCUUUGGAAGGUGCUACUUUGGGCUGCGUUGGAGGGUAAGAUCUCGGCUAUGGUGCUGCAGGAUGUAACCCUCAACGAAGUGCAACAUCGUGAUGAUGAACCAUUUAGGGCCAAAGUGCAUUACCUGAACUUGUUGGCAACACUGGCGAGAUUCCGCAGAAAGAUCAGCGGGGGUCGCAUCGAGACGGCUUUGGUCUUAGAGAGACCGGCAUCCAUGAAGAUUGGGGCCACCUGGGCUGCCGAUGGGGCUUACAGGAAGUUUGCUGAGGAGGUGGGCAUUGAGGGAGGCUCGAUGGCUACAUCUGACAUUGCCAACUACGUGAUCAGGUGGUGUGGUCUUCAAGGCCCUACGAGAGCAAGGCUGGCCAAGCUGGCCAGUGAGGCGGCUUGGAGGACUCAUGUCCUCAACCACCACCAGCCGUUUGAGCGCAACUGUGCUGUUUGCGUGAGAAACGCAGCCACGGGAAGGCAGCAUAGGUCAACCCUUCAUCCAAUGGCCUAUACACUGAGCAUUGACGUUGCUGGACCACUGAAAUACCCGGGCGUCACUCCGGAUUCGAAAAGCCUGAGGUACUUCCUGAUUGGGGCAUACAGAUUCCCACGCUUGGAGGGAGUAAGUCCUGAAGCUGGUUUUCCUUUGCCCAGUGCUGAGGAUGAGGAGUUCUCAGAAGGGGAGGAGCAACCGGGGGAUGCAGACCCGUUUGGUGCAGGUGUGGAACCAGGAAAGGAUGAGAUGCCGGAAGAGGGUAUGCCAUCAGAGGAGGAGGAGAAGAAGGCCUGGAAGAAGAUGAUGGAAGGUUUCACGACGCCCGUUGCCCUGGAGACAGCGUACUUCGCAGUGCCGAUGAGGAACAAGAAGGCCGCCAGCGUCCUGCCAGCAUUGCAGAGGAUCUAUGUGGACGUGAAGGCCCUUGGUUUCCCUAUGCAUAGAGUCCAUGGUGAUAGGGCGGGUGAACUUCGGAGCAAGAUGGUUAGAAAUUGGAUUCUGAAAAAGGGGAUGUUGCCUACGACCACCGAAGGCGAUAACCCAGCCUCCAAUGGUGUUGCUGAAGCAGGCGUGAAGUACCUGAAGAAGCGUAUUCGGAUCUUGCUGGACUCUGGGGCAGUGCAUAAGGCAGCCUGGCCUUUGGCGCUUCACGCGGCGGCUUCAAUGCAAAGAUGUGACAGGAUGGGCCUGCCGAGUCCUAUGUUGGCACCCUUUGGCUCCCCCUGCUACAUCAAAACCAAGCGCUAUAAGACGGGAGCGGUUGAAGAUCUGGGACCAAAGUGGACACGUGGGAAGUAUUUGGGACCUUCGAUGGAUGUCCGUGGAGGCCACUGCAUUCUAAAAGAUGGGGGUGGAUAUGUGCAAACCGUCCAUGUGAGAACACCAGUGGAACCACCUCCGUUGAAGGAUGUUGUCUCUCCUCUGAUUGUCGAACCAGCGUUGAGACUUCGGUCAAAGACAAGGCCAGCGGAUGCGAGACCUCAUGCAAGAGACGCACCCACUGGAGCUGCUCCUCGUGAUGGGCGGCGCCGACGGCUACGAGCAAAAUCCUCACCUUCUACAUCACCAGUUGGGCCGUCAACCCCGUCAGUCCGGGUGAUGCGUGCGCAGGGUAGAAGCCGAGAAACACUGGCUGAAGUUAAGGCCCUUGCCCAACAUCUUUUGAACAUGGAGGACUUCUCGAAAGAAGGACGCUUGGAGCUGUUGGAGAAAUUAGUGGUGGCGGCAAAGGUGAGAACGCGAAGGGGAGAAGGAUGCUUUCAGGCCUUUGGGGCUUACUGCCAGGGUGGGAAUAGAGGUAUUACGGUCCAGACCCGAAACAAAGAAGCAGUCGUGAUGUACCUCAACGAAUACCUCAAAAAGGCUACCAGUCACCUACCAGAAGGCUCAGUCACUUGGGCGACACUGGGAGUGUUCAUGGGCAAUGCCAUUCCCCCACACACCGAUGUCCACAAUAAGCGUGGAUCCUGGAACUAUGUGGUGGAGAUCUCGGAUAGAUCGCAACGCGGGCUAUGGGUGUCUGGAGAUGAUGACUCAAAUCCUGCAAGGGGCGAGGCUGUACGGGGUGACAUGCCACAGGUCCUGCCAGAUGGAAGCCAGGGUGUUGGACGUUUCUACGAUAUUAGACAUCGAGCCACUGGUUUCAACCCGAAGAAAUUCCACGGCUUCCUACCUAACUCGGCGAAUGAUUGGUUGCUAGUUGGUUAUACCCCAUCUGGUUUCGAGAAGCUGACGGAAGGCGAGCUGAACAAGCUUGUGGAGUUGGGGUUUCCCAUUGAGACCGAAGAUCCGAUUGAGGAGGAGGAGGAGAACGACGACGAAGAUCCGGAUGAUGAGGAUGAUGAUUCGGACAAUGAGGAGGAGCGAAUUCCGGAUGAUCCGGAUCCGGAUCAGUACAAUGAAGUAUCUGAUGAGGAGUACACGGACCGGGACGAUGAGGAGCCAGAAGACAACACCGAGCCGAUGGAUGCGGAGUUUGUUGGAAAAUGGGAGAUCCAUGUGGACGAACCGACGGGUGUUCGUAAAGUUCAAAUGUUGGAAGGGCCAAGCGCGGAGGACUUGUCGAUGGCACAACGGAAGUGUCGGAACUUAACGUUGGAGGCUGUGGACGAGAAGUUGGCCAUGGAGGACUUGGAGAAGCUUCAAGGCUAUUUGCACGAGAAGGGAGUAGAAAACCCUCGUGUCAUGAAGGCAGAGCCGGAGUUUACCAAGGGAAUGGAAGAGCUACUGGAGUCGAUGCGAACCCCAGUAGAUGUGGUCUACAACGUGGAUCCCGCAGAAGCCAAGGCUCAUUUGGAUUUUUGGAAGGACCCCAUCCUUGAGGAGUUUGGUGUUGUCAAGAAGGGGUUCGACAGGACGACAAUGGGAGAACUUCUGAAACGGUUCAAGAUGGACGAUAUGCUGGUGGUCCCGGCCAAGGUCGUCUACACGAUCAAACCACCCAAGAAGGGCUCACAGGCCCUCUACCGACGCAAGGCCAGGAUUGUGGCAUGUGGCAACAUGAUAGAUGAGCAGCUGCUAGACUGUUUUGCCUCGGGUGCCGCGGGAGAGACGCUCAGAUGUGUCCUGGUUGAAUCUGGGAGACGGAAAUGGUAUAUUGGUGCCAUCGACGUUACUGGGGCGUUCCUCCUUACGCCAAUGCCUACAGAGGAGGGGGAGAAGGUUGUGGUCGUCACACCGCCACAUGUCCUCGUGUUGCUGGGGGUGGUGAACAAGCAAGAGCGUUGGAAGUUGACACGGGCCCUGUAUGGACUGAGGCAAAGUCCACGGCUUUGGGCGCAGUACCGGGAUUCGGUGUUGAAGGACUUUGUAGUCAACAUGGAUGGACGGAAGGUGGUCCUCAAACAGGGCGACAUCGAGCCGAACCUUUGGUCAGUGCACUAUGCGGGUGAGAACCGGGUGAUCGGUGCCAUCUUGAUCUACGUGGACGAUAUUUUGAUCUGUGGAGACCGUAGAUUGGUGGAAACCUUGGGCGAGAGAUUCAAGGCAGAAUGGGAGGUUUCGGAGUUGGAACUAUGUGAUGAAGGACGAGUGGUCAGGUUUCUGGGUUGUGAGAUUCAGAGAACGGAGACUGGAUGCUACUUCAUCAACCAGGAGGCGUACAUUGCUGAACUGUUGAGGGCGUAUGAAGUGCCAAAGACCCAGAUGGGAUUGGUGCCUUGCCCACGAGAAUGGAUGGCAAUGGAUGAGGAGGAGGAGAACCCUGCAGAAUCUUCCAAGAGCCCAGGUGCCAUCCGCGAAGCACAAAAGAUAACUGGAGAGUUGCUCUGGAUAAGCCAACGUUCGAGGCCUGACCUCGCAUUCCACUUGUCGAUCAUGGCGAGCCAUGUGCUGAAGAACCCGGAGAAGGUGAUCCAGAUAGGAUCCAGAAUAUUGGGCUUCCUGCAGAGGACGAAGGCUCGUGGUUUGCUGCUGGUGCCUGGUGGCGUGACGCUGCAAGCCUUCAGCGACUCGUCGUUCGCCCCGACUGGGCGACGGUCGCACACCGGAACUCUGGUUUGCCUUUACAAUUGCCCGGUGGCCUGGCGAAGCGGUCGGCAGAGUUUCGUAACUCUGUCGACCGCAGAGUGCGAACUCGUUGCGUCCAUAGACAGUAUCGUACUUGCCAGAGCAGUGAUGGCUGUAAUCCGCCAGCUCGACAUCCAGGUCAAUGUGCUGGAGCUGCAGAUCGACAAUAUGGCGGCGGUGGGGCUCAGCUCUGACGGGGCGGGUUCUUGGAGAACCCGCCACCUGAAGGUCCGUGCAUCGUACCUGAGGGAACAGGCAAAGUUUGGCUUUUUGAAGGUCUGCCACUGUAGAGGCCAGUUCCAGAAGGCUGACCUUUUAACCAAACCACUGCCCAAAGAUCGCCAUGAAGAGUUAUGCCGACUCUGGGGGCUGCAAGGGCUGUUGGCAACGGAGCUUAAGGCGAAGAUCUUGAGGAUCCUCUUGAUGUGUGGUUGGGUGUGUGGAUCCAAGGCCGAGAACCCUCAAGCUUCCCUCCAGUUGGAUGGGUCAAUCGAGUUCUACAUCCUCAUGAUGAUGGCUUGCAUCACUAUGCUGGUUGCGUGGGAAGUUCUCAGAUGGGCAUAUGGUAAGACCAUGAGAUGGUUUGACCGCCGCUGGGAUCCAAGAAGAAGCCGGCGCCUGGAAAGGCUUCGAAACAUGGUGGAAGAUGAGUUGGCGGAGCAGUUGAAUGAUCGGUUGCGAACGCCCGCUACCAGGCCGAUAAUGGUGGAUGCCCAGGUCCAAUGCAGUAUGGGAAUGACAAGGCUGAUGUCUGCUGAGCCUGCGAGGAUCGAGAUUCGAGAAGUGGAGCGAGAAGUUCCAACGUGGCACCCGGGACCGUUCUAUGUGACGAAUGGGGGUGACCACGUGCAUAUCACAAGAGACUGUUGGGGCCUUCGGAACGCCUCGCAGAUUCAAAUUCGCACAUUUUGUGCUUGCUGUCGGAAUGGAGGUAGGCAGCUGUAUGCAACGAGAACGAUUUGA